This is a messenger RNA of Pelecanus crispus (Dalmatian pelican), 207 nucleotides long. NCBI's taxonomy places the organism in Eukaryota, Metazoa, Chordata, Aves, Pelecaniformes, Pelecanidae. The record is from RefSeq and is a predicted model, not a curated record.
GGAUGCCCAGGGACUUUUGGGGAUUGAGGCCAUCCAGGGACACUUGGGGACCGGGGUGACCAAGGGCAUCUGGGGACACUUGGGGACAUCCCGGGGGUGCCCGAGGACAUCUGGGGACACUUGGGGACACCCCGGGGUGACCGGGGACAUCUGGGGACACUUGGGGACCGAGGACAUCCAGGGAUGCCCAUGGAGCAGGGACACCCG